AUGCUGUCGAACCCGCCAUCCAUUCUCGCAAAUACCUGUGCCUAUGUACGAGAAUCAGAGAGUUACUCGACUGGGCAGGUACCGGAAUUCAAGACGGCGCGGGGUGAUGACUCCUCUCCGGGCUGUGUCUCCGGAUGCGCACCUCUCCUUCAUCUCAAUCUCUCAUUCUCAACAGCUAACAACAUCUCGGACUACCACACCUGUAGGGUAUUCCAUCUCAAAAACGCACCACUGGUCGACCUCUACGGGGCCAACAUCGUUAUCCCUCGAUUCGCAAUCAUGGACUGUCUAUCUUCACCUGCCGUCGGGAUCGCUAGUCGAACAAGAGGCUGUCAGGAACUUUUCGUCAAAUGUCUUUCUGUGCCACAUUUUGCAGCCGACGAUCUGGACUGGCUCGAAGAUCGUCAGGGAGAGUUUAAUCUGUGGGAGGCCGGACUCAAGGCUGCAGCUGUUGGCCGAUCAUCACUCGAUUACCGUCUCCAACAGAGCAAAGAGACCCAGGAACUGGUAUUCGAUCUCCUGGGUGGUUUGUCCGUAACGCUGGAAAGGUUGAUACACCAUGAAGAUAUGCCACAAGACACCUCGGCCAUAGAGAAUCCGGAAGAAGACCCCCUUGAUGGCGAGUACUCGAUGUUCUCCGACCUCUCUCUCUCAACCGAGCGGACCAAAACAGACUCCCUACCAAACAUGGGAAAGGGAGACAUCCUGGUAAAAGAACAUUUACUCAACAUAAAACGAACGCUUCGCCAGCUCGCGGAACUCUCGAACAACAUCCGACGGUCGCCCGCGAAGUAUCGCUAUAAGAAAGCCGAUGCCGCCCUCAAGUUGGAGGACUUUGAAGACUUUGAGGCCUAUUUGAAGGGUGUUAUCCUGAUGAGCUCAAGCGAAUUUAAUGCCCAAGCCUCUACUACUGCAACAUGGCAAUCUCGUCGUAUUGCAGACUCCGACAAGUUGACACCGGUGCAACACCGACUUAUUUACGCCAACAUCGUGCGAAGAAACCGAAUAAUCUAUGCCACAAGACAUACUCAGCAGAACAAAAAGCCGCCUGUGAUGGAGAAGUAUCUUUUACCAGCGCAGCCAAUCGGAAGGCCAACACCCAACAUCCAGCAGACGCCAACUGAAUUCGAUACUUUUGACCCUGUCCCAAUGCCCAGCGUUUUGACAUCUUCCAUGACCACACCGACAGAGCUUGAAUCUGAGUUGAUCACGAAAGCUACACAGCCUCCCGCUGACAUCUUCCCAGCGACGCCCAGCCCCAGAGGCCACGUCGCUGAGGAUAUCCUUCCAUACACGUGCUUUUACGAGAACUGCACCAUUCCGGACGAGAUGUACGCUACGCCACAAGCCUUGUUCAAGCACUUGCUCAUAGAGCACAGUGUUACCCACUGGACAUGCGAUCACUGCGCCUGGAAAAAUAGAGAUUAUCCCUCUUUUACGUUUGGAGAUCAGAGCAAAUGGGAAGCCCACAUGCGGCAGGAACAUUCCAAGGACGUCCUUGACAAGCAUAUCCCCCAUCUGGCCAGAAUCAGCGAGCGGAAAGUGCUGGUUUCCCUCUCAUGUCCACUUUGCGCUUACACCACUCAAUCAGCCCACUCAGUAUUCGAUAGCCACAUUGCUGAGCAUCUCUAUGCGUUUGCUCUACGGUGCGUGCCUCCGGCAACGAGUAGCGAUGAAGAGUCAGCUAUUUCAAGUUCGGUGGGAGGCUCCACUUCCAGUGAUUCUUUUGGCGAUAGUCUUGUCGACGCGGUGUCGGAAACGGCUGAGUUCACAGACGCUGAAUCUCUGGAAUUGCUUUCGAGUGCUGCCACAGGCCGCCGACUCAUCCCGAGCCGUCACUGCUGGCGACGCGAUGACCAUUGA
Molecule: messenger RNA, 1863 nt
Organism: Aspergillus mulundensis
Lineage: Eukaryota; Fungi; Ascomycota; Eurotiomycetes; Eurotiales; Aspergillaceae
Exons: 1
Coding region: 1-1863 (620 amino acids)
Source: RefSeq, a predicted model, not a curated record